AUGGCUGCCUCCACGAAACCAAAGCGUUUCGCAAGCUUCGACGAAGAAGAAUUUAGUAAAAUUCUUGGAAAUAAGGAUGCAGACAGCACUAAGAGAUCUACAAAGCAAGCGAUCACACUUUUCAAGGAGUAUCUGUUUGAGAAAUGCAUCGAUAUUGAUUUGGAGACUGUGGACAAGAGCACACUCGCUCCAAUUCUGAGGCGUAAGUUUACACGAUCAGGUGCCCCCCCUGCCCCCCGAUCGCCCGUCGUCGACCACCACCGAUCGCCCGACCGAUACCGAUCGCCCGUCGGAUACCCGCCCGUCGGAUACCUCGACCCGCCGCCCGUCGGAUACCUCGACCCGCCGCCCGCCGCGCUCGGAUCGCACCCGCACCUCGACCUAUACCGAUCGCUCGACCUCGGAUACCGAUCGCCCGUCGCGCAUGUCCAGGAUGAGGAUGUCCCCACACCACCACCACGUGGUAUUAAAUAUUCUGUUUUAAAAGGAAGAAAUGUUGGUUCGUUUAGCACUCGAAAAAGUCUACAAAUCAGCGAAGAAUCAAAUGAUGAUCCUGACACAAUUCGACUCGAGAAUCAUGGUAUUGAAGUUCGAAUUCCAAGAAAUGAAGCUUACAGUGCAAAGGAUUUUAUUGUCAACGCAAUAACGGAUGUCCCACCUGAGCUGUUGAUUAAAGAAAAUGAAGCCAUAAUUACAGUCGGCUUGGAGAUAAGGUUGCCUUCUGAUGCAGUCUUUGGACACCCUGUUGAAAUAACGAUGCCCCACUGUGGCAGGUUCACAAAGCCAGAGAAGGUGGAAAUCGUUUCAUAUUAUCGACAAAGUGCUUCAAAACAGUUUGUUGCGAUAUCUUCUUCCAUCGGUGUUAGUCCAAGGUGUGUUGUAAGACAUAGCGAUCUAGAUAUCUCCUUCAAUCACUUCUCCGAAUAUUGGAUCGUGGCUAUUCUCGAAGAGGUGUUCGUUGGAAAGCGUGUUAUUUGUACGCCGUAUGUCCCCGUGCGACCACUGAAGAAUAGCAUGAGCGUUCUGUUUCUUCAAGUGAGAGACGCAAAUGAACACGAAGAAGAGUCCCACACUUGA
Messenger RNA from Lytechinus pictus (painted urchin), 1077 nucleotides. RefSeq lists its product as uncharacterized. The coding region runs from base 1 to 1077 and encodes 358 amino acids. Gene Ontology annotation, cellular component: membrane. The record is from RefSeq and is a predicted model, not a curated record. Gene Ontology annotation, biological process: netrin-activated signaling pathway. The transcript has 86 exons. Lineage: Eukaryota; Metazoa; Echinodermata; Echinoidea; Temnopleuroida; Toxopneustidae. Gene Ontology annotation, molecular function: netrin receptor activity.